Molecule: messenger RNA, 4730 nt
Organism: Klebsormidium nitens
Lineage: Eukaryota; Viridiplantae; Streptophyta; Klebsormidiophyceae; Klebsormidiales; Klebsormidiaceae
Source: the annotation of a GenBank genome assembly
GCUUUUCGAGGUGACAGUGAGAGGCUGGACGCCAUGGUGGGAGGGCGCUGGUCGACCGUGCCUGAACGCCUCAGCCUCAGGAAGCUGCUAUUGAAUUGUGCAGGGAACUUCGCUUGAUGAUGAAAGGCGCUUGGACGCUGGCGAUACCACCUUAAGACAGCUCCAUUCCUUUCCAAGGCUCGCAUUUAAAAGCUGGCUGCUUCAACCAGGGUUUUCAAAAUGUCAUAUCAGCGUUGAUCAGUGUGUGUUGAGAUUUCACUGAAAAUGCGAACUAUGAGCUUCUUCCGGCUGAGUCAGUGAGCAACUAGAAGUGCGAAGAGGCAAAGGAGAAUGGAGGCGGGAAGAAGCCAGACAGUGCCGCUACUUCUGUGGCUCCUUGCCCUCCAUGUAGUGGGCCUACUUAUCUUCACAAAGGGGUUCCUCCUCACCAGAGUCGAGCUGGAUCUCUACAGCGGUUGCACAGACUUCCCCACUCACCACUACUCCAAUCAGUACACUACUGAAGAAACCUGCAGGCUGGUUGAAGACGCAUCACCCGAUGGUGCAUCCAGCAAGUUCAAAACCAGACCAGAUGACGCCGUUGAGGAACAGUUGCAAAUUCCCCGGAGACAGUCAGGCUGCUGGUCCACCCCCAAAGUCCAGAAGGUGGUCAUUCUCAUCAUUGACGCCAUGCGCUUCGACUUUGCGGCCAACACGAGCGCCUACCACCAGCCAACAGGCCCCUGGGUGGGGCGGCUGCCGAUCUUUGAGCGGCUUGUUGCUGAAAAGGGCGCGUCCGCUGCGCUCUUCAAGUUUGUGGCGGACCCUCCCACGACGUCCCUGCAGCGCCUGAAAGGCCUGACCACAGGCGGGCUGCCAACUUUCAUUGACAUUGGGAACAGUUUCGGAGCCCCCGCCAUCACUGAGGACAACCUGAUCUCGCAGUUAACGCAGCAGGGCCGGCGGCUGGUCCUCCUAGGCGAUGACACCUGGAUGGAUCUCUACCCCACGCAGUUCACUGAGGCGCACCCCUACCCUUCCUUCGUUGUCAAGGACAUCCACACAGUUGACAACGGCGUCAUCAAGGAGAUCUUCCCGGCUCUGGAGCGGGACGAUUGGGAUGUCCUCAUCGGACACUUCCUGGGAGUCGACCACGUGGGCCACACCUUCGACGUCGGCUCGCCAGUCAUGCUCGAGAAGCUCGAUCAGAUGAACGCCGUCAUCGAAGACGUAGUCUCCGCUCUAGAAAAGCACAGCCAGGGCCUGCACCAAGAUACGCUGCUCAUCGUGAUGGGAGACCACGCACAGACACUCAGCGGCGACCACGGAGGGGGCACGCCGGAGGAGGUUGACACGGCCCUCUUCGCCCUCAGCAUGCGGACGCCGCCGGCAGCGCUGCCGUCCGACUUGCGAUCCCAGCCGUGCACUACGUCGCUUUCAGAUCCGGGGCCGUCACGUUGCGCCACGCUCCCCCAGGUUGACUUCGCCCCAACGCUCGCGAUGCUCCUCGGCGUGCCCAUACCCUAUGCGAGCGUCGGCAAGAUUAGCCCCGAGCUCUGGGCGCUCUGUGCACACAGCUGGACGGAAAAGGUGCCUCCUUCAGAUGUCAGCCAUUCUACCCCACUUAAUAGCCGUUGCCAAGCGGCUAAGGUCCCUCCCCUUUGCCGCAACCCUUCAGCGACGAACGAACAUGGCACAGAGAAGAGGCAUCAUGUGGGCAGUGCGAAAAAUCAGCGAUCCGUGCUGGGAAGCAACGCCGAAACAGGAGCAGAGUCUAGGAGCGGAGGCGGCAGCGCAGAAGAGUACCGGUGUGAGCAUCGCUCACGAAGUGGGGAGGACGUCGAGGUGCCUAUAAGCGAUGAGGCCCGGCUUGAUACGUGGCUGGCGGGCUAUCUGCGCGCGCUCGCGGUGAAUAGCGCGCAGGUGCAGCGGUACCUCGACCAGUAUUCCGCGGCCGCAACCUCGCCGUUUCCCGCCGCACAGCUGGCAAAAGUGCGCGCGCUGCACCAGAAAGCUAUCCGGGCUGGCGGGGAAGUGCGUCAUGGGGCCGGAUCCGGGUUUCUACCGGAAGGGGACAGCGGUCGGGGUGGCAAGGAAACGGCAGAGGGGAUGUUGUUGGCAGGAAGCGAGACUGGUGACGGGGAAAGAUGUCAGUCUCGAGAAGAGGAGCUGCUCGCUGAUGUUGAGCGGACUCGCGGAAGUUUCGAAACGACCGGAAGAAGACAGGGAGUGUGCGGGGCCCAGACGGAAGGCGGAGAGACGUGUCGAGUCGAAGGGACAGCGACGAGUAAAAAUGCUGCUCAGGGAGACGGGUCUCAACGCCGGGAAGGGGAGAGCCGACUCAGCGCUCUCCAAAGAGCGAUCGCCGCUCACUUAGAGCACCUGACGAAGGCCGCUGAGCUGGCACGUGCGCAGUGGACGCAGUUCGACGGCGCGGCCAUGGUCCUCGGCCUAACGAUCCUGGCCGCUUCGCUUCUUGCGCACCUAAUUGCUCUACUCUCCCUCUCCUCCGACGCCCCUCCAAAACUUCCGUGGACGAGAACGGUAACGGUUGCGGCGGCUGUCGGAACGGCGAAAGCGGCGGGGAUCUCAGUAAGCGGCGGUGUGAAUGAGCUCGUUGGGGACGGUGUGCAUGCGCUCGUGAUGGGCGCGGGGGCGGCGGCGCUGGCGUCGGUUGCGGUGCUCAGCCGGCACGUGCUCGGAAGCCACGUGUCUGCGACAGCACAUGGAACGGAAGGGUUUGGUCUGUUAUGGCGGGGCCGAGUGGGAAGGAGGAGAGACUGGGGGCUGCUAUUGUUCACGUGCAUGCACGCAGCGAGCCUGAUCUCGGACAACUGCAUCAUGGCGGAGGGCAAGAUUGCUGUCGGCCUGACCGCCCUUACCGCUGCUCUAUACCUUCGAGAUGCUGUGAGAAUUAGAAGCCGCGUGCAUGUGCAAGACGCGCUCCUGCUCCUCGCGGCAAACGCAGCCCUCGCCUUCCUUGGCCUGCGCAGCCCUUCGUCACAACAGAGGGGCACCAGCGCAGCCACCCUGAGCCCCCCACUCGCGUCGAUUCUGGCAGCCCUGUCGACUUCCGUUCCGCUUCUCUUGCUCUUCCGCCUGCUGUCCCGCCACUUGCCCAGCAAAACGAGGCUCUGGCGGGCCUUCCAAAUGUGCUGCGCACUGCAGUAUUUCUUAGUCGCUGCCUACCGCUUGGUUGAAGAUUUGGGCGACCAGUUUCUGCUGCCCCCGCACCAGAUGGUCGCCCGGUUGCUUCUUCCCCGGGCGGUCUACGGCCUGGCUGCGACUCUCCUUGCCACCCUUGUGGCCUCGGUAGUCGACAUCCAGGUAGGGAGGAGGAUAUCUGGAAAAGAGUGUUAUGCAAACGGGCAAGAAAAGAGCGCAGGGGACCGUAAGAACGGCGUGACAGACACGAGCGGCAGGAACGGCCGGCUUCUGAGCGCUAACCCCGCGUCGACCGGCUUAACCAAACCCAGUGUAGCCCCGGCUAACGGCGUAGUCAAAGCCGGAGUAGAGCGGACUCCAACCGAGGCGGAGCAGAGAUCAGAUGAUUCGACGGCAGUUGAUGCAACGGCUGCGCGGGUCGUCGCUCUACUUACAGUCGUCGGGGGCGGGCUGGUAAUGCUGCUCGGCAAGAAGGGACCCGCUCUUCUGGUUGCGGCGGCAGUGCAAGCGGCGUGCUCCGUUAGAUUACAGUCACUGUCCGGAGAUCGAGUGUGCAUUCCGGAGAGGGGCCAAGCGAUGGUGGACGGAGACAAGGGCCUUCCGGCGUCUGCAGCCCAGAACGGAACCGGAACGGAGGUGGAGGGAGAUGGAGUCGGGAAGAGCGUCGGGGGAGGAGCAAUCCGAGCGCAUUUGGGGAAAAGUGAGACGGGUCAAAUUGAGUCCGACGAAGGUCAGAAGAUCAGUUUAGGCCGGACUUCUGAGGCACCUGUAGAAGGGACCGGCAGCGGCCGCUCUUCUGACGGGGAUAAGCGCGCACGAGCGACAUCGUGCAGCGCCAGGUCUAUAGAGAGUCCUCUCAGUGUCAUGCACAAUUCAGCGGCCCGCUUAGUGGGCGCCGCCGCUGCGGGGAGCGAGUGGAGUAUUCACACCACCCAGCUGUUCUUCUGCACCGGCCACCGGUGCGCCUUCGACGCCCUCCAGUACACCGCGGCCUUCGUGGGGUUUGAGGGGUUUAGCUUCGCGCGUUCGGGCGCGCUCCUCGCGGCGAACACCUUCGCGGCGCACAUUCUGGUCGCGUUCGGGCUUCCACUGCUCGUGUUUCGGCGUGCCCUCAAGUGGCCGGAACGGGCGGAUCUGCGAGUGAUGCUUGGGAGAGUAGUGCUAGGAUACGGGCUCGCGCGCGCGCUCGCGUGUUUGGUGACGACGGGAACCGUGGCGAUUUUGCGGCGGCACCUGAUGGUGUGGUCGAUCUUUGCGCCGAAGUUUGUGUUUGAUUCGUGCAGCUUGCUGGUUACAGACAUUCUAUUGGCAGUGAUUGUGGUCUAUGCAGAGGCAGCGUUUGCCAGGGCUAAAAGGAGGUAGCUAAGUUCAAUUGCUCAUUAUCUUUCUAUAAGAAAGCGUCAAGUUCCGGGAAGAGCUGUCAAUAACAACCGCCUAACAAAUCAUCGGGUCUUUGACUCCGAACCCUCGAGGCGAAGCUAAGGUGCAUGCAGCUUUUUCCAGCCAAAAGUUCGCAUGUACAGAAGUAGGUUGUGCAUUCGAACGAGGAUCUGACCGUUUAUAGGUCUUCAUCUAAAUGGAUCCCG